GUAACGUACUUAAUAUAUUGUAGAUACUACAAAUAGUUUGCGGAUAUUCUGUUAGUAAUGGUAUCUGCGCUCAUAUCCAAAUUGCAGCAUUGACAUCACUUAUGUGUGUUGCAGUCUUGUAACAUGUAUGGAGAGCAUUAUACAUAAAGUUUGUUUCGUGAUGUUGGCGGGUUCUACGCUAAAUAUGUGCCUACUUGGAUACUAUGUGAUAAUGGUAUGCUGGAGAAAAUUACGUCAUCAAGACUCUGUUUUUAAUAAAAUUGAAUAAUUGUAUUAAAAGUAAAUAUAAAAAUUCACAUAACAUUGACAUUUAAAAAACAAUUUUAAAAAAUUUUAUACUUUACAUACAGACUAUUAAAAUUUUCCAGAAUUGGGGAGCAUUUGAUACAGAAAAAUAGUGUCAUAUAUUACGUUAUAUAUAUUUAGUGUCAUAUAUUACAUUAUAUAUAUUUAGUGUCGUUCAAUAUAUUCAUCUUUUGUUACAUCGGCGAGAUUUUGACAGACCAGGUAACACAUUUUGAAGUCAACAUAAGUUUUGCAAUAUUUAAAAAUUAUUUUGUUUUGUAUAAUGUAAUUAUCUUGUCUUAAAUAUAAAGAUAAUAAAUUACUACAUUUACACUAUUAAAUCAGUUAAAUAUUUUAAUAUAAUUACUGUAUUCUCAUUUAAAUUCUUUAAUACUUUUUUUUUACAUAUUAAAACAAUUUUUCUCAGAGUUUUGUCAUCUUCACUUAAUGUGACAUAAUUGACAUAUUAUCAAACCCUUAAUUCAAGAACCCUCAGUUUAAUACAGUGUAAAACAGUCAGCGAAACAACUUACAUGACCAACUGGCAUCAAGUACCACGUAACACUGUGCUUGGACUUAUAUUGGUUAUUUUGCGAUCGAGUGAAGUUAUCAAAAUUAGCGUAAAAUUCCGUCUACUCGCUUCAUGAUUAUGAGGAUUACGAGGAUACUUUAGUUAAAAGGAUUCAGGCACUAUUUUUAUAUACAAGAAAGUAGAGUGCCAUGUAUAUAUAUUUUCGUUAUCACUUUACACAAAAUCUGCUGUUGUUAACUGCUAUUUCAGGUCAGUUUGAUGCGAUUAUAUACCACUUACAAUAAAAGACGCAACAUAGAUCGCUCAGUUUAGUGAUUCAAUGUAUGCGAGCAUAUUUGCAACAAUGUUACUGAAGUAAGUAGGAGUCCGACGAUAUCAGUCACGAACACUCGCAACAUUGUUACCCAAGUAACAAGUCCGAUAGCUUUAGUCAAUCGAUUAGCUUCUCUGUCAUGCUAGACCAUCUCUCACUCUCGCGCAGACGCCACGGUGACUACGAGGCUCGCUCUUACGUGAUAUUCGAUUAGUAGUCGUUGUGCCAGCGUGCGAUCGUCAUGUGUCAGUCGGUGAUCAAGGAUCUACACGAUCACAGCGUGCAGCUGAAUCGGUGGUUCCUCAAGCCAUUAGGCGCGUGGCCGCGAUCUGCUACGACUUCUAAGAAUGAGCGAACUCUGUCCUACGUCCUGAUAUUCGUCUGCUAUUUCCUGAUCGCCUUCACCGCGGUGCCGUGCGCGCUCAACGUCUUUUUCGAGGAGAGAGACAUCGUGCUGAAGCUCAGGGCGAUUGGCCCGCUCAGUCAUUGGAUCAUGGGCGCGAUGAAUUAUUGCUCUCUGCUGCUGCGUAGCGCAGAUAUACGCCGUUGCGUGCAGCACAUGCAAAGAGAUUGGCAGAUCAUCAAGCAUACGCGUGAUCGCGAGAUCAUGGCGAGGAACGCGCAAUUGGGCCGGCUUGUUGCAGGUUUCUGCGCGGUAUUCAUGCACGGUGGCGUGUUCUCCUACAAUAUCGUGUGCGGGAUGACGACAGUAGUGGUACCGAUUGGAGAUAAUCGGAGCGUGGAGAUGAUCCAGUUGCCGGUUCCGUCGUACAGCAAAUUUAUAGACGCCAGAUUCAGCCCGGCGAACGAGAUUGUGCUGAUGACGCAGGUGCUCUCCACUUUCGUAGUGAACUCCACCACUGUUAGCGCGUGCAGCCUGGCCGCCGUUUUCGCCAUGCACGCGUGUGGCCAGCUGGAUAUCUUGAUGGCACGAUUAAAUAGGCUUGUCGAAGGUGAAGACUCGAGGACCAGUGAAUCGCUCCAGCGGAGACUGGCCAAUAUCGUUGAUCAUCACUUACGUGUUUUAAGUUUUAUAGCGCGUAUCGAAGACGUUAUGCAUCAAAUAUGUCUGGUAGAAUUACUCGGAUGUACAUUUAACUUGUGUAUGCUUGGAUAUUACACCAUUACGUCGUGGAAUAAUAUUGAUAUAAAAGGUAUAGUGCCGUACAUUAUCGUAUAUAUAUCCAUGACUUUCAAUAUUUUUACAUUUUGCUACAUAGGUGAAAUUCUAACGCAACAGUGUAAGAAUAUUGGCGAAACAGCGUAUAUGACCGAUUGGUACUACUUACCUCACAAGACAGCUCGUAAUUUGAUCUUGAUUAUAUCAAGAUCAAAUGUAGUGAUCAAAAUAACUGCUGGAAAAUUAGUCCAACUUUCCAUCGCCACUUUUAGUGAUCUGUGAAUAUGAAAUUAUUAUUCUACAUCAAAAUCCAUACUUUCGGAGAGAGAGACCGAUUUUCAACUUUCUAUAGAUAAAAUAUGCGAGAUUUGCCAUCCAUAAACAAAACAUCCAUAAAUUGAAUAAAUAUUUAAUACAUUCUAUAUUUCUUUUAUAUUUAUCUAUUACGAAUCAUUAAUAAAAUGCCUAUAGUUCCUAUUUCUUAUUUAUAUUUGUUUAUUGUUUUAAAAUUAAUAUCACAAUUUUUUAAUUAUUAACUUUAUUGUAAACAGAAAGACAUCGUUGUUUUAGGUAAUUUUAAUGGUAUAUUUGAAUAUGUUGCAAACGAUGAGUCCUGCAUAAAACAUGCUUAGGAAAUGCAAAAAGUAAGUUUAAUAUAAAACUGAUAUACUGUUGUCAAGGUAGAAAAAAUUUAAUAAAUAACAAAAUAAUUACAUUAUUAAACAAAUUUUUAUAACUGCACACACGUGGAAAAGAUAUACAAAAA
This is a messenger RNA of Ooceraea biroi (clonal raider ant), 3016 nucleotides long. RefSeq names its product odorant receptor 4. The record is from RefSeq and is a predicted model, not a curated record. Lineage: Eukaryota; Metazoa; Arthropoda; Insecta; Hymenoptera; Formicidae. Gene Ontology annotation, biological process: detection of chemical stimulus involved in sensory perception of smell; sensory perception of smell. Gene Ontology annotation, cellular component: plasma membrane. Gene Ontology annotation, molecular function: odorant binding; olfactory receptor activity.